CAAUAUUUCUGUUCAAAGUCACUCGAGUGCAAUAGUAUCAGGCAUUAUAACCUGCCAUAUGCCAGAGCUUUCCAGGAUCAGGCAAAAGGGAAAUACCACUUUCACACAGUUCCUCCAUUUUAUUUGCUAAGCAAUAUCCAAAUACAGUAGCUGCAGCUAUAGCCAGUGGCAGCAGAUGAAGUACACCUGCAGAUAGAGAUCUUCACUUUCUGCCCCUUAGAGUACACAUGAUGUUAAGCUUCAAUAUGAAGCCAUUCUUGGAUCACUUUCUCUCACUCGCUCAACUGUGAAGUCUCCAAAGUUCUCUUGUUACAGAUUUUUGGACUGUAAAUUACAAUUGAUAAAGAAAAAGCUCCAUGGAAGGAAACUAUCUGAACAGAAACAGCACUACUCCACAGAGAGAGGAUCAUAGCUUUGGUUUUGAGGAGCAUCCAUGGGGAACUUCAUGGCCUGCUAGAAACUAUGCUUGUAGCUUUUGCAAGAGAGAGUUUAGGUCUGCUCAAGCAUUGGGUGGACACAUGAAUGUUCACAGAAGGGAUCGGGCAAGAUUGAGAUCAUCCUUAUCUUCAUGGGUUUCUGAAUGCCCUAAACCUAACCCUAACACUAAGCCUAAUAAUAAUAACCCAACUCUUCUUCCACCACCCCCUUCUUCUUCACCAUAUCCUUUAUUAUCUGAUGAGCCUUUGAACUAUGCACAUCCUUCUCCACUUUGUAGUCCUUGUCUCACUUUGUCUUCUUCACCCUCCCCAGCUUCUACCAGUGGAGACAAGAAACCAAGACUCACCCCUUCUCAUCAUCAAUUUCCUCUUUUGAGUCCUCAAAGCAGCCAAAUUAAGAUGAUGAGUGAGAACACAAGGAGUGAUUUCAGUGCUGAUGAGGAAAUGAAGGGCUAUGUGGAGGAGGAGGAGCACAAGGGUUUCCAGAAGAAUGAGCAAAACAUUACAUUGGAAUUAGGAAUAGGGUUGCUUAAACACCAAGAGGAGAAGUUGGAUUUGGAGCUUCGACUCGGGCAUUAAUUUCUAGUCAUCAGGUGCAAUUUUAUCAAACUAAUUAAUGUAUUAUGGCCAAGUAAUUUGCAACUUCGUAUUUGUUUUAAUUUCUUGCACUAAUUUGGGAAUCCAUUUCAAG
Molecule: messenger RNA, 1128 nt
Organism: Glycine soja
Lineage: Eukaryota; Viridiplantae; Streptophyta; Magnoliopsida; Fabales; Fabaceae
Product: transcriptional regulator SUPERMAN-like
Exons: 2
Coding region: 357-1016 (219 amino acids)
Source: RefSeq, a predicted model, not a curated record